GUAUGAGCCCCUGAUGUUGAGGAAGCCUGAUCGACGGCGCAGCACUACCCAGACAUGGAACUUUCGUGAUGGAAAAUUGACCUGUGGUAUUCAUGGACUUGUUGUCCAGGCAAAGGGAGGAAUAGUAGGUCUUCAUGAUGGAGCAGAAGUUGUUCUUGGUCCUGAUACCUCACUUGAUCUUUUGGGGCCAGUUCCACCUGAACAGCAGUUCAUAAACCAAAAGAUGAGGCCUGGGUCAGGAGUACUGGCUGUUAGAGUCAUCCCAGAUGGGCCAACUAGAGUUCUACAGAUAAUGGAUUUUAACCAACGUAGAAAUGAUCGUUUAUCCAGUGAAGGAGAUGAACUUCCCGUUACAGAACAGGAUCUGCGCAAGCUGAAAAACCCAGAUACAGAGCAGGAAUUAGAAGUGCUUGUGAAACUGGAAGGUGGAAUAGGAUUGUCUUUGGUCAACAAGGUUCCUGAAGAGCUGGUGUUUGCAAGCCUCACAAGAAUUAAUAUCCACUACACACAACUGUCAACAAGUCAGGUCCUGGAGCUCAGUGUGCAGGACAUACAGGUGGACAACCAGCUUAUUGGCACCACACGUCCUUUCAUGCUCUUUCUGACACCUAAGACAAGUGAAAAUGAAUCCGUGGAGACUGGUCCUGCUGUGCAAGUAAAUGCAAUGAAAUUUCCCAGUAAAAAUGCACUGACUGAUAUAUACAAGCACCUGAUGAUCACUGCUCGGAAGUUCACUGUUCAAAUUGAGGAGAAACUGCUUCUGAAGCUGUUGAGUUUCUUUGGCUAUGAUCAGUCUGAAUCAGAGGUUGAGAAGUAUGAUGAAAACCUCCAUGAAAAGGUUGUUGAACAAGGUGGAGGACAAAAGCGAUACUACUUUGAAAACCUGAAAAUUAGUGUCCCUCAAAUCAAGUUGAGUGUCUUCACUUCCAACAAGCUGCCUCUGGACCUCAAGGCAUUGAAAAGCACGCUGGGAUUUCCUCUAAUCCGAUUUGAAGAUGCUGUGAUUAAUCUGGAUCCUUUCACUAGGGUCCAUCCGUACGAAACUCAGGAGUUUAUCCUUAAUGACAUUCUGAAACACUUUCAAGAGGAGCUGCUUAGUCAGGCAGCAAGGAUUCUAGGCUCUGUGGAUUUCCUCGGCAACCCUAUGGGUCUGUUGAAUGAUGUUUCAGAAGGUGUUACUGGACUUAUAAAAUAUGGCAAUGUUGGUGGUCUCAUAAGAAAUGUCACGCAUGGAGUAUCAAACUCAGCUGCAAAGUUUGCUGGGACCUUGUCAGAUGGUUUGGGAAAGACAAUGGAUAACAGACAUCAGACCGAACGAGAAUACAUCCGCUAUCAUGCUGCAACUAGUGGAGAACAUCUCGUGGCUGGAAUCCAUGGACUUGCACAUGGAAUCAUCGGAGGACUGACAAGUGUAAUAACUUCAACUGUGGAAGGUGUGAAGACCGAAGGAGGUGUCAGUGGCUUCAUAUCGGGCCUCGGCAAAGGGCUGGUGGGCACGGUAACCAAACCUGUAGCUGGGGCUCUGGACUUCGCAUCGGAAACCGCACAGGCAGUGAGGGACACGGCAACUCUUAGUGGCCCCAGGACACGAGCAGAGAGAGUGAGGAAGCCCCGCUGCUGCAGGGGACCGCAAGGGCUCUUGCCCCGCUACUCAGAAAGUCAAGCAGAAGGACAAGAACAGCUCUUCAAACUGACUGACAACAUCCAAGAUGAGUUCUUUAUAGCAGUGGAGAACAUAGACAGCUACUGUGUUCUCAUCUCAUCUAAAGCUGUUUAUUUCCUGAAGAGUGGUGAUUACACAGACCGCGAUGCCAUCUUCCUCGAAGUCAAGUAUGAUGAUCUCUACCACUGCCUGGUUUCAAAAGACCAUGGGAACGUGUACAUACAGUUGACGAAGAAAGCUGUUAAUACCAGUAGUGGUGUAGCUAUGCCAGGCCCAUCACAACAAAAACCAAUGGUGAACGUGAAAUCUGAAGUUCUUGCAGUAAAGCUAUCUCAAGAAAUAAACUAUGCAAAAAGCCUUUAUUAUGAACAACAGCUUAUGUUAAGACUCAGUGAAAAUCAAGACCAAUUAGAGCUGGACUCUUGAACCUCUUCUUACUGUCAAAAUGAACUGCAGUUACUGGUCUGGAGCUGAUGGUAUUCUGUCACUAGAGAAAGUGCUAUAUAGUAAGGAAAUACAUAUGAUUGUAGUAUU
Nestor notabilis (Kea) is the source of this 2197-nucleotide messenger RNA. RefSeq names its product vacuolar protein sorting-associated protein 13D-like. The annotation marks the transcript as partial. Gene Ontology annotation, biological process: protein retention in Golgi apparatus; mitochondrion organization; protein targeting to vacuole. Gene Ontology annotation, cellular component: extrinsic component of membrane. The record is from RefSeq and is a predicted model, not a curated record. NCBI's taxonomy places the organism in Eukaryota, Metazoa, Chordata, Aves, Psittaciformes, Psittacidae. The transcript is spliced from 14 exons.